AUGGCUGACCGGAUACUAGUCGACUGGUUGCGGGUCGACUUUUAUGAUUUGGAGGAGGUAAUGGAUUAUGUUAAGGUAGGUUGCGCAGAGAGUAACCUACCCUACCCUUCCUUUCUAAAAACGUUUAAUAUUAAUAUAAAAUUUGAAUUUUAUAUUAUUUUAGUACACCAUGGUCUACUCACUGGUCAUAUCAGAGCUUCCAGUAUGUGCCGAACGCGUAGCCGCUUCUGUGUUUUCUAAAACAUACGAAGCCAAGAAGUUUCAUGUUUCUACAGUCUUGUUUUUUGGCUUUCAAGUAAGUGCCUAGCCUUAGCCCAGAGCCCUAGCCCAGAGCCCUAGCCCAAAGUCCUAGUCCAAAGCCCUAUCCCAGAGCCCUAGCCCAGAUUAGUAGCGCAGAGCCCUAGCCGAGAACCUCAGCCUAAAGCCCUAACGCAGAGCCCUAUCUUUAGUCCUAGCCUUAGCCCUAGUUCUAGUCCGAAACCAUAUGCCUAGCCUAAAGCGGUAGUCUAGAGUCUUGGACCAAAGCUUUAGUCCAAAGCACUAGCUCUAUCUUUAGAUCCAGUUCUAGCCUUGGCUUUAAUGUUAGCCUAGAUCCUUCGACUAGAGCCUUCUUCAAAAGCCCUAGCCCAGAGACAUAGACAAGAGCCGCAGCCUAGAGCCCAAGUCCAGAGGCCUAGCCUAGAAUUCUAAUUUAGAGUUCUAGUCAAGAUCUCUAGCUCUAGUCUCUGUUUUAGUUUUAGCAGUGGCCCUAAUCCUAGCUUCACACUAUCCUAGCUUUGCCUCUUUCCUUAGUUUCUGUUCUAGCUUUAUCUCCAGCCCUAGUCCUAGCACUAGCCCCUGUUCUAUUUUUAGCUCUAGCCCGAACUCCAGGCUACCUUGAAGCCGUACUCUUCACACAAAAUAAAGUUGUUAUAUUUCAAUUCCAGAUGACAUUGGGCAUGUUUAUAUCAACAAUAAGUAAUGCCAUGUACACAAGAGAGCAUUUUUUAUAUUAUUUGGUUAAACCCGAAAUGCAAGCUUAUGCUCAAGGAGUGUUGGCCUUCUUUUGUGCGUCUAUUUUACUGAAUUUUAUCGCUUUUGUGGUAAGGAAUACUGUAUUUUUUUUGGUUUCACUGUGCUUUCUUGAAGCCAUAUAAUAUUUUUUGGAGUUAGGCGAGUACUUUUGGCCCGGGUGUGGUAAAAUUUUUUUUUAUUUUUAAGGAGGGAGGGGGUGGUAAAAAAAUUUCUUUAGGAGGGUGGGGUUUUCAAGUGAAAUUUUAUAUUUUAUUUUAAACUCAAUUUAAAAUUUUUUUUAUAAUUUUUUUUUCAGAUUUUCAUUUACCUGGAGCAAGUGAACCUAAAACUAUAUAAUCGACCAAUUCGAAUCGGUGAAACAUUAAGCUACCGGUACCAACUGAAUGAGAAUGUAGCCAUAAAUCGUCUUUUAUUGCCAUGGAGUAUUAGCCUUUUCAUUUAGUGAGUUUUUUAUCGUUUCCCUGGGCCAGUCUAAGAGCUACCCUAGACUUUCUUAAGCCAUAACCUAGUCUAGGGUAGGUAGGGUUGGAUAAAUUAACACAAGGUGGGGUAGAGUACCAUAUAAGAUAAGGUAAAGUAAAGUAGAGUCGGUUAGUGUAUAAUAAAGCACGGUAAGGCAGGGUAGGGUAAAGCAGAUUUAAGGUAAGGCAAAAUGGAGUGAAAAAACUUUUUUGGUAGGAUAGAGUAGGGCAGGGUAAAACAACUUUUCUUUAUUUUAAACUUGUUUUCAGCUCAUUUGUAAUCCAAGGCAGUUUCGCAGUAGUUUUGUCUGGCAUGGUAACCUAUGAGUCCUCGGAAAUGAUACAUCAUUAUAUGACGUGUUUUGGUGUCACCGGAAAUUGUACUGCUCCUCUACUUUUAAUACUGUAAGUUCAUUUUUCUACAAAGAGCUUUUUAGUUCAUACUUCAGUGAGUGGGGUAGGAAGAGGAUACGAUAAUGUAAGAUACAGUAAUGAAGGGUACGGUAAUGUAGAGUAAGAUAAAGUAGGAUGAGUAAGGUAGGGCAGGGUAUGGUGAGGUACAGCAAUAUCUUAAAACAUCAUUUUUUCAGAUUCUCAACAAAGAUGCGAGCACGCUUUUUCGAAAAGGUCAAGUUUUUAAAAUGCACUGCCAAAGUGGACCAUGCCAAGCCGUACAAAGCCCCAAGGAUGGAAAGCAUUUGUGAUUCACAAGACCACUUUAAUAUUUUAGCAAAAGCUUGGGAUCAGUAA
Molecule: messenger RNA, 2225 nt
Organism: Bursaphelenchus okinawaensis
Lineage: Eukaryota; Metazoa; Nematoda; Chromadorea; Rhabditida; Aphelenchoididae
Source: the annotation of a GenBank genome assembly